CCGCCGUCAGCUGUUACAGACGAUGUGUAAGCACCUGCAGUACCACAUCGGGCACCGCCAGGAGGUGCGACUCAGUACCGACCUACUUGGGGACCUGCUCACCAUCGUCCAGCAGCUCAAGUGUGACGGUGACGGCGACACGGGCCGCGAGGUGGAGAUCCUCUCGCUCUACCUCGCCGACACGCUGGUCCGAGCCGUCCUCUCCCUGGAGUCGACCCCUCUGAGAACUGGCGGCGGGCAGUGCGGCCGGCUGGUGGCUGCCCUGGCCACCCUGCUCCGGCUGAUGGCGCCGGCACACUACUGCCAUCUGUGGGCCGAAAUGGCGGACGACGAGCAGCUCUGCCAGUUCCUGCUGCGACUGAUGGCGCUCUUCAGGGAGCUCAUCACUGAACAGAUGUACCCCCGCGACUGGUGCGUGUUGAAGAUGACCGUCAACAAGGUGAUCCUGAACACGCUGAAGGAGCUCUCCACUCCUCUCAGAGCCCGCUUCCUGCAGGGAGACAGCUUCAACCAACUGCUGUGGCACAGCUACUUCACGUUGUCUGUGGCGUUCGCCACCCAGCCGGACCUCCAGCUGGAGACCUUCUCCGAGAUCAAGAGAGAUAAGCUGCUGCACAGCCACCAGGACAUGCGGAUCGUCAUGGGCUUCGAGGUGCUCUCCAUGUGGCGUCUGCUCGGCGACCGUAAGGCGCACUUUGUGCCGUCUCUGGUGGGCGCGAUGCUGGAGCUGACGCUGCUGCCGGCGCCGGAGCUGCGCAGGGCCACUCUGCCCGUCUUCUAUGAGCUGAUGGGGGCGGAACAGGCCGCCCGGGGCACCUUCAAACAGGUUGAGACUGAGGUGAUCGAUAAACUGGACAUCCUCGUCAGUGAAGACAAAGGUGACGACGACUAUCGCAGACUCUUCCAGAACAUCCUGCUGACGGAGGUACAGCAGCGGCGGCCGCCCUGGCGGGACGCCGGCGUCCGGUUCGUGCUGUCGGUGACGCGCCUGCUGGAGCGGCUGCUGGACUACCGACAGGUCAUGGAGGGUGACGAGAACAGGGACAAACGGAUGAGUUGCACCGUCAACCUGCUGAAUUUCUACAAGAGCGAGGUGAACCGCUCGGAGAUGUACCAGCGCUACAUCUACAAGCUACACGACCUGCACGUCUCGGCCGAGAACUACGUGGAGGCCGCGCUGACGCUGCGCCUGCACGCCGAUCAGCUCGAGUGGAGCACCCGGGUGCUGCACGCCGACCUGCGCUACCCGGCCCACUGUGAGUGGCAGCGAAAGGAGCAGCUGCUCCGGCAGAUGGUCGACUAUGUGGACCGCGCCAAGUGCUGGGAGCUCGGCAUCCCGCUGCUCAAGGAGCUGGCAGAGCAGUACGAGACGCGCGUGUUCGACUACGGGCGACUUAGUGAGACACUGCGCACCAUGGCGGAUUUCUAUGACCGGAUCAUGAGUCAGCUAAGGCCCGAGCCGGAGUACUUCCGGGUCGGCUUCUACGGACAGCAGUUCCCGCCCUUCGUCAGGAAUAAGGUGUUUGUGUAUCGGGGUCUGGAGUACGAGCGGCUGGCCACGUUCACCCAGCGCCUUCAGACCGAGUUCCCCGCCGCUCAGCUGAUGACGACACUAGCGCCACCUGACGAGAACAUCAUGAACGCACCGGCGCAGUACAUUCAGAUUUGUAACGUGCGGCCGGUGGCUCGCGAGUCCGGCUCCCGCCAACAGCUGGACGUUCCCGCCAAAAUUCAGGCGUUCCACCUGGUGAACGAUGUGGACACGUUCCAGUUCGACCGGCCCGUCCACCGCGGCUCUGUGGACAGGGAUAACGAGUUCAAGACCCUGUGGCUGGAGCGGACCGUGCUGCAGAUCGAGUCGCCCCUGCCGGGCAUCCUGCGCUGGUUCCCGGUGAGCUCCGCGCGCCGUGAGCUCAUCUCGCCGGUGAGACACGGCUGUGAGACGGUGAGCGCGGCCAACCGCCAGCUGCGUCAGCUGAUCGGACGGUACUCGCCGCCGGUGGCCGAUACCAACGUCAGUCCGCUCAGCAUGCGGCUCCAGGGCAUCAUAGACGCCGCGGUGAACGGAGGCCACAGCAACUUCAAGGAGGCGUUCUUCACUGCCGAGUUCGCUGCCCAGAACCCGGACAUGGUGCAGCACGUGGCGCAGCUGAAGGGGCUCAUCCAGGAGCAGCUCUCGAUUCUGGACCAGGCGCUCAGUCUGCACGGCCAGCUGGCUCCGGCCAGUGUGCAGCCGCUGCACCGUCGUCUGCUGCAGUGCCAGCGGCAGCUGCGACUGGCCGCCGCCGGUACGGGGCCUGCGCCCGGCGCCGACUCCCCGGGACCAGCCCGCUUCAGUCGGCAGAGCAGUCACCGGCGCAGCGUGGGCGCAGACUCCAAGGCCAGCAUACUCAGCACGCCGCUGCCUCCAGUACCGACCGCUGCGGUGCCCCAGUGGCGCCGGCCGGGCAGCAGCUCGUGUCCCAGUAGCCGCUCGUCUGCGGCCUCCUCUGUGUCCUGGAGCGGGGUACAGGCCGCGGAGCCGAGCGAACAGGAGCUGGGGUACGCGCGGCCCGGCGACUGGGACUCGCUCGGUGACCGGAGGAGUUCGACAGGCUCUCAGACCAGCGGCGACUUCCAACAGCAUGAAUACUUCCUGCUCACCGUCGGCGGUGAUGACGACCCUCCCGAGCGGCCGCCGAAGCGUCUCUCGGAGUCGCGACCGUCCACCGACGGUCCGUCCCGUCCGGUCAGCCGCCAGUCGUCUGUGGUGGGGAGCUCGGAUCAGCCGCCGCUACCGCCGCUGCCGCCCAAACCUGCCGAAAAGCGCCACACAUCGUCAGUCUCGUCAGUGGUCUACGGCGGCGGACUGGAGCACCGGCCCAGCCUUCCGCUCAGGCUCACCAAAAAGGUGUCUGCGCCGGCGAUAAUGUGUGCGCCGACCCUGCCGCCGCCUCCGCUGCCGCCCAAGCCGCCGGCACCGCGCUCCUCUGAGGUACCCAGUCCUACGGCUGCGCUGUGCGACCUGCUCGGGCCACCCGACUUUGAGGCGCCGCCGCCGCCCACCGCCGGGUCCUCGCCGCCGCCGGGAGACCUGUCGUCGACAUACAUGUCGCCCACGCUGCCGGCCGUGCCGACGAGCGCGCCGCCCCCGCCCCCGCCCGCGCCGGCCCUGCCGCCCCCGCCCAGAACGUCCGGCGUGCCGCUGACCCGACUGACAGCUCCUGAUCAGCCGCCGAGGGUGGCGCUUAGCUUCGACGAGCCAGACUAUGGAGACUAUAAGGUCCUCCAGCCGGGCAGUGCUGUCUAUGGGAACUAUAAGGUCCUGAAACCGGGCGGCACUGAAUACGGUGACUAUAAGGUCCUCAAACCGGGAAGCACCGACUACGGAGACUAUAAGGUCCUACAGUCGGGCAGUACUGACUACGGAGACUAUAAGGUUCUUCAGUCGGGGAGAUUUGAAGAUAGGGACUACGAAGUCCUCAAACCGGGCGAAGCUGACUUCGGCGACUAUAAGGUCCUCAAUUCAGGCAGUCCUGACUGUGGUGACUACAAAGUGCUUCAGCCUAACGGUCUGUGCAGGCUGAGUGAGGAACCUAACUACAAACUGGUGGUGUCGCCGGGAAGGAUAUGUCGGCGUCUUGCUGCGGCCGGUGACAGAGAAACUGAUGCCUGAAACUGGCCCGUGCGGAAAUGAGACUUACAGCAGUAUACUGUUCUUAUUUUGGUAACGUAUCGAGCUAUGAUCAAGUGAUUGUGCGAGCUUGUGACCUUGUUUGACCAAGUAGGAUGGAAGCUGAAGAUUCCAUCGUCAAUGUUUCGAACUGAGCGUGAGUAACGCUGAUGCUAUGUUGUAAACGGUGCCGGGGCGAGCUUCGAGUCGCCUCGCUACUGGAGUUGUUUCGGGUAAGUCAGUGGCCCAGCCAGUGGCGUAUGUUUGAUAUUUUGAUAUAGCAAAGGGAAUGCGUCACAGGAAAAGCUAUAUUUUUGGUAUGUGUCGCUUAGGUAUGGCAUAUAAAACACGUAUUAGCUCAUCAACGCGCAUCAAAUGCGCAAGUAAGAAACUCUGUUUGGCGUACGUGUAAGAAUGAUAGGCCAAAUGGUACCCAUUGAGCUUCUCGUCAAAGUCAUGUGCCUACACACCGAGGUACUAGUCAUAGAAAGCAGUGUUAUGGAGCUGGUAGCCAUUGUUUGUACGAGAAGUGCUCACUUCGGUGGCCCGGCGACCGGCCUGGAGUCUCAGUCGAUCUGCCCGUAUCUGAUCAUACCACUGUCAUAAGGUGCUUCUCGUGAAUAUGCAGAGGCCGUGCUGACUGACCGCGCUUAUUGACGUUAUAAGUGAACGUAUGUUGCUUCAAUAUGUUGUGCCAAGCAUAGUGUUUUAUUGCAGCGCAAAAUAGUGCGUUAUAUUUGCUCACACACGCACACUCGCAUUGAUGUUACUUUGUAGAUUGUGACGCUAUAUUUCGUCCAUCAGUUUAUGUUGUGUCGCUUCCAACGAAAUACAAUGAAUAUAUUUC
Amphibalanus amphitrite is the source of this 4499-nucleotide messenger RNA. Its product is annotated as dedicator of cytokinesis protein 3-like. The record is from RefSeq and is a predicted model, not a curated record. The coding region runs from base 23 to 3655 and encodes 1210 amino acids. NCBI's taxonomy places the organism in Eukaryota, Metazoa, Arthropoda, Thecostraca, Balanomorpha, Balanidae. Gene Ontology annotation, biological process: small GTPase-mediated signal transduction. Gene Ontology annotation, cellular component: plasma membrane; cytoplasm. Gene Ontology annotation, molecular function: guanyl-nucleotide exchange factor activity; small GTPase binding. The transcript is spliced from 17 exons.